AUGUCUAUUGUAGAGACCUUUCAUGGUUACAUCGAGACCACCCAGGAUUGCCUGCUAGUCUUUGAAGCCUGUCGUCGAUGUCUGCUGCCAAAAAUAUCUCGACGGCUGCAGGAAAAGGAACGUAAACUCGUUCGUUCCGGUUCCGUAUUUGUCUUUGACGAGAAAGAAUCCGGUAUCAAGCGGUGGACGGACGGAUUGGUUUGGAGCCCAUCCAGAAUUCUCGGCAAUUUCUUGAUAUACCGUGAGCUCGACAAGCGAAAAGAGAAGCGAAAAAACUCGCUGAUAGAGAUUGGAAAAGCACGACAACGUAGCAACAGUGCCGAUUACGGGCCUUUGGAUCGUAGUCGGGAACGCCAGUUGGUUGGCUCAUUGUCUGAAGCCUACAAUUUCAAGGACGAUGGUCUGAUUAAAAAGACAAUGUCACUGGUCGUCAAUGGUUCGCAUUUACAUUUGGUGUCUUACUAUCAUCCGGAUGAUGUGAUUGCUCGACGAUUCCGAACCCCAUCCGCCGUACCGGAAAUCGCUAAUUUGGAAAUAUCGCCAGAGUUGCUCAUCCGACAAAACUUUCGUAUUCCUCCCAUGGUCGUUCUCACCGUGGUUAUUUCUGCUUGA
Messenger RNA from Radiomyces spectabilis, 612 nucleotides. RefSeq names its product Gti1/Pac2 family-domain-containing protein. Lineage: Eukaryota; Fungi; Mucoromycota; Mucoromycetes; Mucorales; Radiomycetaceae. Gene Ontology annotation, molecular function: DNA binding. Bases 1 to 612 code for a protein of 203 amino acids. The record is from RefSeq and is a predicted model, not a curated record. The transcript is spliced from 3 exons.